AUGCUGCAGGCGAUUAUCGGGGUGCUCUUUGAGAAGGCGAAGGCGUACGUGCGCACCAAGGAGUUCCGGCAGUACGUGAAGAGCACGCACUUCUGGGGCCCCGUGGCCAACUGGGGCCUGCCGCUGGCCGCCUUCAAGGACAUGAGGGCGUCGCCCGAGAUCAUCAGCGUCCGCAUGACGCUGGCGCUCAUCUUGUACUCGCUGGCCUUCAUGCGCUUCGCCUACCGCGUGCAGCCCCGCAACUGGCUGCUGCUGUCGUGCCACGCCACCAACGUGCUGGCGCAGAGCCUGCAGGCGCGGCGCUAUGUGCAGCACCGUCGUCGUGGCGCGGCCCCGCGGCCCGAGUAG
Vombatus ursinus (common wombat) is the source of this 348-nucleotide messenger RNA. It is a transcript of the gene MPC1L, whose product is annotated as mitochondrial pyruvate carrier 1 like. NCBI's taxonomy places the organism in Eukaryota, Metazoa, Chordata, Mammalia, Diprotodontia, Vombatidae. Gene Ontology annotation, biological process: pyruvate import into mitochondria. The transcript has a single exon. Gene Ontology annotation, cellular component: mitochondrial inner membrane. The record is from RefSeq and is a predicted model, not a curated record. Bases 1 to 348 code for a protein of 115 amino acids.